Molecule: messenger RNA, 1213 nt
Organism: Hordeum vulgare subsp. vulgare (domesticated barley)
Lineage: Eukaryota; Viridiplantae; Streptophyta; Magnoliopsida; Poales; Poaceae
Product: probable glutathione S-transferase GSTU1
Exons: 1
Coding region: 184-852 (222 amino acids)
Biological process (GO): glutathione metabolic process
Cellular component (GO): cytoplasm
Molecular function (GO): glutathione transferase activity
Source: RefSeq, a predicted model, not a curated record
AGUCAAAACGUAGUACACUACUGUAUGGAGUACUAGACUAGACUACUCCGGAAACACACAAUCCCGCACCCCUAUAAAUCCUCACACCCUCACCUCGUCUUCAUCCUCACUCAUCCCCCACACAGCGCACACAACACAAACACACAAGCACACAUCGAACGAGAUCCAAACCAGCCAAGAACAAUGGCGGGCGAGAAGGGCCUGGUGCUGCUGGACUUCUGGGUGAGCCCGUUCGGGCAGCGCGUCCGCAUCGCGCUGGCCGAGAAGGGCCUGCCCUACGAGUACGUGGAGGAGGAUCUCAUCGCCGGCAAGAGCGACCGCCUCCUCCGCUCCAACCCGGUCCACAAGAAGAUCCCAGUGCUCCUCCACGACGGCCGCCCCGUCAACGAGUCACUCAUCAUCCUCAACUACCUCGACGACGCCUUCCCGGACGCCCCGGCCCUCCUCCCCUCCGACCCCUACGCGCGCGCGCAGGCCCGCUUCUGGGCCGACUACGUCGACAAGAAGGUCUACGACUGCGGCACCCGGCUCUGGAAGGUCAAGGGAGAGCCGCAGGCGCAGGCGCGCGCCGAGAUGCUGGAGAUCCUCAAGACCCUCGACGGCGCGCUCGGGGACAAGCCCUUCUUCGGCGGCGACAAGUUCGGGUUCGUCGACGCCGCCUUCGCGCCCUUCACCGCAUGGUUCCACAGCUACGAGAGGUACGGCGAGUUCAGCCUGGCGGAGGUGGCGCCCAAGAUCGCGGCGUGGGCCAAGCGGUGCGGCGAGCGGGAGAGCGUCGCCAAGAGCCUCUACUCGCCCGAGAAGGUCUACGACUUCAUCGGCCUGCUUAAGAAGAGGUACGGCAUCGAGUAGGCGCGCCGGCGGACCGCCAUGCACGCGCAAGCCGGCCGGCCGGCCGGCCUGCCGGAAGGAAGCUACAGAUAAAAAUUAUGGAGCGAUUUGGGUGGCCUGCAGUGCGUGCGUUUGGAUAUUUCUUUCUUUAUUAGUGGAAUAAAUUGUUCGCGUGUGAGUGGUUGGUAGUAUAUGGUUGGGUCAGGCAGUGUGGGUGCGUGUUGUGCUCUCCUGCUCUAUGUGUGUGUCAUGUGUCAACCCUGGUCUUCGGUGGGGGCAGCACCGAGUUGCCACCUGCGAUUCCAUUUCUAUACCCGCUCCGUGCGAUGAAUAAAUUAAGAAGGCUGUGAGUCGAUUUGAUUUGGCCUCACCGUUGGAUUUC